Molecule: messenger RNA, 3321 nt
Organism: Tachysurus fulvidraco (yellow catfish)
Lineage: Eukaryota; Metazoa; Chordata; Actinopteri; Siluriformes; Bagridae
Product: NACHT, LRR and PYD domains-containing protein 7-like
Exons: 7
Coding region: 269-2782 (837 amino acids)
Molecular function (GO): protein binding
Source: RefSeq, a predicted model, not a curated record
GUGUGUGUGUGUGUGUGUGUGUGUGUGUGUGUGUGUGUGUGUGUGUGUGUGUGUGUGUGUGUGUGUGUGUGUGUGUGAGACUUAAACUUAAAAGAAACCAAAGACACUCAGCAGCAGUUCAGUAGUAAACACAGUGAGUUUCUAUAUGUGCGGUUUAAGAGCAGAUCACUGCACCGUUUCCUUUAUGCUCACAACACACACAGAUUUCAGCUCUAAGUGACGAGACACAGAUUUCAGCUCUAAUUUGAAGUGCACGUUUUUCUCCAAAAUGAAUUCUGAUGAGCAGCUGGACACCGAACCAGACACCAGGUCAAAAAGAAGCUCCAACAAAAGUCAACUAGAACAGAUAUACAAGGAGGUGGAAGAAAAAAUGAUUACCAUGCUAAAGAAUGAGCUAAAAAGACUGAGUUCAGGUCACCCAGCAUGCCCGGCGAAUGAAGGGGAGGAUGAUUACAUUGUCAGAGAGAUGAUAGUGAAGUUCACAACACAUGUCCUCAAGCAGAUGAAUCAGGAAGAUCUCGUUAAAUCACUGCAGAAAGAACUACUUUUUAUAUAUCAAGAAAGGAAUAAAUCCAAAAUGAGAGACAAAUAUAAAAUAAUUUGUGAAACCACACAACAUGGAACCCCGGCACUUCUGAAUGAGAUCUACACAGAGACCUACAUAACUGAAAGUUGGAGUGGAGAUGUCAGUAAUGAUCAUGAGGUGAGACAGAUUCAAAUAGCAUCCAGGAGACCAGCAACAGAGAAGAAACACAUAAAAUGCCAUGAUCUCUUCAGAGAAAUCAGAGACAAGUCCAUCAGAACUGUGCUGACUAAAGGAGUUGCUGGAAUUGGAAAAACAGUCUCUGUGCAGAAGUUCAUCCUGGACUGGGCUGAAGGAGAAGUAAAUCAGGACGUCACCUUCAUGUUCCCACUUCCCUUUAGAGAGCUGAAUCUGAUGAAGCAGCAAAAUCUCAGUCUCAUGAAACUUCUUCAUCACUUUUUCCCAGAAAUAAGAAAACUAGAAUCAAUAGACUGUGACUCCUACAAAGUGGUGUUGAUCUUUGAUGGGCUGGAUGAGUGUCGACUUCCUCUAAAUUUCAAAAACUAUAAGAGAGUGUGUGAUGUGACAGAGUCAGCCUCAGUGGAUGUGCUGCUGACGAACCUCAUCAAGGGGAAUCUGCUUCCCUCUGCUCUCCUCUGGAUAACCACAAGACCAGGAGCAGCCAAUCAGAUCCCUCCUGAGUGUGUAGACCAGGUAACAGAGGUACAAGGCUUCAGUGAUCCUCAGAAAGAGGAGUACUUCAGGAAGAGGAUCAGUGAUCAGAGCCUGGCCAAUAACAUCAUCACUCACCUGAAGUCUUCAAGAAGCCUCUACAUCAUGUGCCACAUCCCAGUCUUCUGCUGGAUCUCAGCCACUGUUCUAGAGAGAAUGUUGGGUGGAGCAGAGGGUGGAGAGAUCCCCAAGACUCUGACUCAAAUGUUCACACACUUCCUGAUCUUUCAGAUCAAACACAAGGACCAAAAGUACCAUCAGCAAUGUGACCCUGAUCCUCAGCAGACCAGAGAGAGUAUCAUGGCGCUGGGAAAACUGGCUUUCCAGCAGCUGGUGAAAGGAAACCUGAUCUUCUAUGAGGAAGACCUGAGAGAGUGUGGCAUUGAUGUCAGAGAAGCAACAGAGUAUUCAAGAGUUUGUGCUCAGAUCUUCAGAGAGGAGUUUGAGCUCCACCUAGGGAAGGUGUUCAGCUUUAUUCAUCUCAGUGUUCAGGAAUAUAUGGCUGCUUUAUAUGCAAUUCUCUCGUUCAUCAGCAGGAAUCCAACAAAACAUCAAACCACUUAUCUAUCUGAUCUUUUUAAAAACUCAAACAUGUCUGGUCUCCUCAGGAGUGCAGUGGACAAGGCUUUAGAGAGUAAGACUGGACACUUAGACCUUUUCCUCCGCUUCCUUUUGGGUCUCUCACUGGAGUCCAACCAGACUCUCUUACAAAGCCUACUGCCCCAGACAACAUGCAGCUCUCACAGCUACGAUCUUACUGUCAGCUAUAUUAAGGAGAAGAUCCAGGAGAGUCCAUCUGUAGAAAAAUCCAUUAAUCUGUUCCACUGUCUGGAUGAAAUGAAUGAUGAACAUAUAGUGCAGGAGGUCCAAAAUACCCUGAAAUCUGGAAAUUACAAUCGUCUAAUUGGAAGAAACUUCAGUUCUAUUCAGUGGUCAGCAUUGGUGUUUGUGUUGUUGAGUUCAACAUCCAAGCAUGAUGAGUUUGAUUUGAGGACUUAUGGCAAAUCAGAAGAAUGUCUUUUACGUCUGUUACCAGUGGUCAAAGAAUCCAGAAAAACUCUGCUAAACAAUUGUAAUCUCUCAGAGGAAAGCUGCAGAGUUCUGGCCAGAGUUCUUAGCUCAAACACCUCCAGACUCAGACACCUGGACCUCAGUGAAAAUAAACUGUAUGAUGCAGGAGUGACGCUGCUCUCCGCUGGACUGCAAAAUAAAGAAUGUAAACUAAAGAUACUGUGGCUGGUGCACUGUGGCAUUUCAGAUGUUGGCUUUGUUGCUCUGGCUUCAGCCGUCAGGUCAAACCCAGAGUCAAACCUACGCGAGUUAAAUCUGGACCGCAAUAAACCUGAAGACCGAGGAGUGAAGAUGCUGUUAGAUCUUCUGAAAGAUAAAAACUGUAAAUUGAAGAUACUAUCCAUCGAGUCUGACCCCUAUGAGCUGGAAAGAACUUUCAACUCAUAUCUUUCAAACAAGCCCCUUUGCCCUGACAUGGAUUUAGUUCUUUUUGCCAAAUCACACAAACAGGAUUGACAUACAACACAUUUACUUCCAGCACCACUGACAAAAUGGGACAAACCAAAUACCUAGAAGAAAUGAUUAAUUUCAUGUAAUAUUUAUCAGAUUCUAUUUUCCAUUCAAAUAAUUGCAUACUAUUGAUAUUGAUAAUCACUAAUGUUAACUUGGAAAAUAAAUGAAACAUUUUUAGUUCCUCAGACUUUUGGAAAAUUAAAGUGUGGACAAAUUUGGAUGGAUAGAAAAUACAGAUGUCCAAAAAACAGUUAAUUUUAAAUACAUAAAUGAACAACUGUCAGGAUCUAACCUGGACAUUUUGCCAUGUGCCUUUUGUUUACAUUGUGCUCAUGUGUCUACCCAGCCCUUGUCUAUUCCUUCUGCCUCAGCACACCUGUUCAUUAUGUGUCUAAUUGUCUUCCCUAUUUAUCCGGAAUCCUCAUCUUUGUUUUACCAUAGUCCUGUCAUCGUGGUCUGUCUUGGUUUUUGAGUUUCGGUUUUCUUUUUCCCCAGUGUUUCCUGUUCUUUUUUUGUGUUACGUUACAUUUAAUAAAUCAUGU